AUGGAUCGUCUAUGCGCUGAAGCUCUACGAGAUUAUCAGAGAGUAUUAUUCGGCCUGGAUCGUCACGAAGUCGCUCCAGCGCUUUUUCGUGCCGAUAUGUCAACUCGAAGUCUUUUCGACACUUCGCCCUUGUUCCCGAUGUUGGAUCAACCAAAACCGCAGCAUUCCUACAUCGGACUCAUAGCUAUGGCAAUCCUCUCCUCGCCAGAAAAGAAAAUGGUCCUUAGUGAAGUGUAUGAAUGGAUAAUGAUACACUACCCCUACUUCCGCACACGUGGUUCAGGUUGGAGAAACAGCAUUAGGCACAAUCUUAGCCUAAAUGAUUGUUUUGUUAAAGCUGGAAGAGCUGCGAAUGGAAAGGGUCAUUACUGGGCAGUACAUCCGGCUUGUCUUCGUGAUUUUGAACGAGGUUCGUAG
Strongylus vulgaris is the source of this 417-nucleotide messenger RNA. The record is from the annotation of a GenBank genome assembly. Lineage: Eukaryota; Metazoa; Nematoda; Chromadorea; Rhabditida; Strongylidae.